Messenger RNA from Condylura cristata (star-nosed mole), 6878 nucleotides. RefSeq names its product ADAMTS-like 1 (gene ADAMTSL1). The transcript is spliced from 29 exons. The coding region runs from base 153 to 5441 and encodes 1762 amino acids. NCBI's taxonomy places the organism in Eukaryota, Metazoa, Chordata, Mammalia, Eulipotyphla, Talpidae. Gene Ontology annotation, biological process: extracellular matrix organization. Gene Ontology annotation, cellular component: extracellular matrix. Gene Ontology annotation, molecular function: metalloendopeptidase activity. The record is from RefSeq and is a predicted model, not a curated record.
CACCCACCCCUCGGUCAGGAAAUGUGAGCGGGGCUGAUGGAAGCUGAUAGGCAGGGCUGGAGUGUUAGCACCAGUACUGAAUGUGACAGCAGGCAAAGGAGCACUUAGCAGCUUAUUCAGUGUCCGAUUCAGAUCCCGGCAAGGAUCCAACCAUGGAAUGCUGCCGUCGGGCAACUCCUGGCACACCGCUCUUCUUUCUGACUUUCCUGCUCCUGAGCUCCAGGACAGCUCGCUCAGAGGAGGAGCGGGACGGCCUGUGGGAUGCGUGGGGCACCUGGAGCGAGUGUUCACGCACCUGCGGUGGAGGGGCUUCCUACUCACUGAGACGCUGCCUCAGCAACAAGAGCUGUGAGGGAAGAAAUAUCAGAUAUAGAACAUGCAGUAAUGUGGACUGUCCACCGGAAGCAGGUGAUUUCCGAGCUCAACAAUGCUCAGCUCAUAAUGAUGUCAAGCACCAUGGUCAGUUUUACGAGUGGCUUCCUGUGUCCAACGACCCUGACAACCCAUGCUCUCUCAAGUGUCAGGCCAAAGGAACAUCCCUGAUUGUCGAGCUUGCACCAAAGGUCUUAGAUGGGACUCGCUGCUACACAGAAUCUUUGGAUAUGUGUAUCAGCGGAUUAUGCCAAAUUGUUGGCUGCGAUCAUCAGCUGGGAAGCACUGUCAAGGAAGAUAACUGUGGAGUCUGCAAUGGAGACGGGUCCACCUGCCGGCUGGUCCGAGGGCAGUAUAAGGCCCAGCUCUCUGCAACAAAAUUGGAUGACACCGUGGUUGCUAUUCCUUAUGGAAGUAGACAUAUCCGCCUGGUCUUGAAAGGACCCGAUCACUUAUCUCUGGAAACCAAAACUCUCCAGGGGGCAAAAGGAGAAAACAGCCUGAGCUCCACAGGUACCUUCCUUGUGGACAAUUCUAGUGUGGACUUCCAGAAAUUUCCAGACAAAGAGAUACUAAGAAUGACGGGACCACUCACUGCAGAUUUCAUUGUCAAGAUCCACAACUUGGAACCCGCUGACAGUACAGUCCAGUUUAUCUUCUAUCAGCCUAUCAUUCACCGAUGGCGGGAGACGGAUUUCUUUCCUUGCUCAGCAACCUGUGGAGGAGGUUAUCAGCUGACGUCGGCAGAGUGUUAUGACCUCCGGAGCAACCGUGUGGUUGCUGAUCAGUACUGCCACUAUUACCCAGAGAACAUCAAACCCAAGCCCAAGCUUCAGGAGUGCAACCUGGAUCCUUGUCCAGCCAGUGACGGAUACAAGCAGAUCAUGCCUUAUGACCUCUACCAUCCCCUUCCUCGGUGGGAGGCCACCCCGUGGACCGCGUGCUCCUCCUCCUGUGGGGGGGGCAUCCAGAGCCGGGCAGUUUCCUGUGUGGAGGAGGACAUCCAGGGGCAUGUCACCUCAGUGGAAGAGUGGAAAUGCAUGUACACCCCUAAGAUGCCCAUCGUGCAGCCCUGCAACAUUUUUGACUGCCCUAAAUGGCUGGCACAGGAGUGGUCUCCGUGCACUGUGACGUGUGGCCAGGGCCUCAGGUACAGAGUGGUCCUCUGCAUUGACCAUCGAGGGAUGCACACAGGAGGCUGUAGCCCGAAAACCAAGCCCCACAUAAAAGAGGAAUGCAUCAUACCCACCCCCUGCUAUAAACCCAAAGAGAAACUUCCAGUGGAAGCUAAGCUGCCAUGGUACAAACAAGCGCAAGAGCUUGAAGAGGGAGCAGCUGUGUCAGAAGAACCCUCGUUCAUCCCAGAGGCGUGGUCGCCCUGCACGGUGACCUGUGGUGUGGGGACCCAGGUGAGAACGGUCAGGUGCCAGGUGCUCCUGGCAUUCUCCCAGUCUGUGGCUGACCUGCCUGUGGACGAAUGUGAAGGGCCCAAGCCCGCAUCCCAGCGUGCCUGUUAUGCAGGACCCUGCAACGGGGACACCCCUGAGUUUAACCCAGAAGAAACUGAUGGACUCUACGGUGGCCUGCAGGAUUUUGAUGAGCUGUAUGACUGGGAGUAUGAGGGCUUCACCAAGUGCUCCGAGUCAUGUGGAGGAGGUGUCCAGGAGGCUGUGGUGAGCUGCCUGAACAAACAGACACGGGAGCCUGCUGAUGAGAACCUGUGCGUGACCAGCCGCCGGCCCCCACAGCUCCUCAAGUCCUGCAGUUUGGACCCAUGCCCAGCCAGGUGGGAAAUAGGCAAGUGGAGUCCAUGCAGUCUCACCUGUGGGGUUGGCUUGCAGACCAGAGAUGUCUUCUGCUCCCACCUACUCUCCAGGGAAAUGAAUGAAACCGUAAUCCUGGCUGAUGAGCUGUGUCGCCAGCCCAAGCCCAGUACAGUGCAAGCUUGUAACCGCUUCAACUGCCCCCCAGCCUGGUACCCUGCACAGUGGCAGCCGUGCUCCAGGACUUGUGGAGGGGGCAUCCAGAAGCGUGAAGUUUUUUGCAAACAGCGCAUGGCUGAUGGCAGCUUCUUGGAGCUUCCUGAGACCUUCUGCUCAGCCCCAAAGUUGACCUCCCAGCAAGCCUGCAGGAAAGAUGACUGUCCCAGCGAGUGGCUGCUGUCUGACUGGACAGAGUGUUCCACAAGCUGUGGGGAGGGCACCCAGACUCGAAGUGCUAUUUGCCAGAAGGUGCUGAAAACCGGCGUCACGACGACUAUCAAUUCCUCCCUGUGCCCUCCUCUGCCGUUCUCAUCAUCCAUCAGGCCUUGUAUGCUGGCAACCUGUGCAAGGCCUGGCCGGCCAGCCACAAAGCACAGCCCCCAUAUUGCCGCAGAAAGGAAGAUUUACAUCCAGACGCGCAGGCAGCGGAAGCUGCACUUUGUCGUGGGGGGAUUCGCCUACCUGCUCCCCAAGACUGUGGUGGUGCUACGGUGUCCCGCGCGGCGCUUCCGCAAGCCCCUCAUCACCUGGGAAAAAGAUGGCCAGCACCUCAUCAGCUCCGCCCAUGUCACUGUGGCUCCCUUUGGUUACCUGAAGAUCCAUCGCCUCAAGCCUUCUGACGCAGGCGUCUAUACCUGUUCUGCGGGGCCAGCCCGGGAGCAAUUCGUGAUCAAGCUCAUUGGAGGCAACCGUAAGCUGGUGGCCCGGCCCCUGAGCCUGAGGAGCGAGGACGAGGCCCUCUGGGUUCGGAAGAUAAACCCAAAGGAGGCCCUGCAGACCCACAAGCACCAGAACGGAAUCUUUUCCAAUGGCAGCAAGGCUGAGAAGCGGGGUCUUGCUGCCGACACUGGGAGCCGCUACGAUGACCUUGUGUCGAGGCUGCUGGAGCAGGGAGGCUGGCCAGGAGAGCUCCUGGUCUCGUGGGACGCCCAGGACUCCACGGAAAAGAACACAUCCUCAGAGGAGGACCAACACGCCGAGCAGGCCCUUCUGCACCUGCCCUUCACCAUGGUGACCGAGCAGAAGCGUCUUGACGACAUCCUUAGAAACCUCUCCCAGCAGCCCGAGGAGCUUCGUGACAUCUACAGCAAGCACCUGGUGGCCCAGCUGGCGCAGGAGAUCUUCCGCAGCCAUCUGGAGCACCAGGACAUGCUCCUUAAGCCUUCUGAGCGGCGGAUUCCCCUUGUGGCCAUCCCUCCUCAUAAACACGUGUCUGGCUUCAGCAGCUCGCUGCGGACCUCGUCGUCUGGGGAGGCUGGGGGCGGCUCUCGCCGGCCUCACCGCAAACCCACCAUCUUGCGGAAGAUCUCUGCUGCCCAGCAGCUUUCUGCCUCCGAGGUAGUCACCCACCUGGGACAGACUGUGGCCCUGGCCAGCAGGACCCUGAGUGUUCUUCUGCACUGUGAGGCCAUAGGCAACCCAAGACCUACCAUCAGCUGGGCCAGGAACGGAGAAGAGGUUCAAUUCACUGACAGGAUUCUUCUACAGCCAGAUGAUUCCUUACAGAUCCUGGCACCAGUGGAAGCUGAUGUGGGUUUCUACACUUGUAAUGCCACAAAUGCCUUGGGAUAUGACUCUGUCUCCAUUGCCGUCACAUUAGCAGGGAAGCCGCUCGUGAAAGCAUCGCGCAUGACCGUGACCAACACAGCAGAGCCUGCCAUCACUGCCGACGUGGGCGGUAUCAUCAAAACAGUGCGGGGAGUGAAUGUCACCAUUAACUGCCAAGUGGCCGGUGUACCUGAAGCUGAAGUGACUUGGUUCAGGAAUAAAAGCAGAUUGGGCUCCUCUCACCAUCUGCACGAGGGCUCCUUGCUGCUCACAGAGGUGUCCUCGGAGGAUCAGGGCCUAUACUCCUGCCGAGCAGCCAACCUGCAUGGGGAGCUGACUGAGAACACCCAGCUGCUGGUCCUAGAUCCUCCUCAAGUCCCCACACAGUUGGAAGACAUCAGGGCCUUGCUUUCAGCCACUGGACCAAACUUUCCAUCGGUGCUGAUGUCUCCUCUGGGAACACAGCUGGUCCUGGAUCCUGGGAAUUCCGCUCUCCUUGGCUGCGCCGUCAAAGGCCACCCUACCCCCAAUAUCACCUGGUUCCAUGGUGGCCAACCAGUUGCCACUGUCACUGGACUGACAUAUCACAUCUUGGCAGCCGGACAAAUUCUCCAGGUCGCAAAUCUUAGUGGCGGGUCCCAAGGGGAAUUCAGCUGCCUUGCUCAGAAUGAGGCAGGAACACUUGUGCAGAAGGCUUCUUUAGUGAUCCAAGAUUACUGGUGGUCUGUGGACAGACUGGCAACCUGCUCGGCCUCCUGUGGCAACAGGGGUGUUCAACAGCCCCGCCUCAGGUGUCUGCUGAAUAGCACUGAGGUCAGCCCAGAUCACUGUGCAGGGAAGGUGCGUCCCGCUGUGCAGCCCCUGGCCUGCAACCGGAGAGACUGCCCUUCAAGGUGGAUGGUGACCUCCUGGUCCGCCUGUACCCGGAGCUGUGGGGGAGGUGUCCAGACCCGCCGGGUGACCUGCCAGAAGCUGAAAGCCUCUGGGAUCUCCACCCCUGUGUCCAAUGACAUGUGCAGCCAGCUCGCCAAACGGCCAGUGGACACCCAAGCCUGUAACCAACAGCUCUGUGUGGAGUGGGCCUUCUCCAGCUGGGGCCAGUGCAAUGGACCAUGCAUCGGCCCUCGCCUUGCUGUGCAGCACAGGCAAGUUUUCUGCCAGACACGGGAUGGCAUCACCUUACCGUCAGAGCAGUGCAGUGCCCUGCCAAGGCCUGUGAGCACACAGAACUGCUGGUCAGAGGCCUGCAGCGUCCACUGGAGGGUGAGUCUGUGGACCCUGUGUACAGCGACCUGUGGCAACUAUGGCUUCCAGUCGCGGCGCGUGGAAUGCGUGCACAUCCGCACCAACAAGGCCGUGCCUGAGCACCUGUGCUCCUGGGGACCCCGGCCCGCGAACUGGCAGCGCUGCAACAUCACUCCAUGCGAAAACAUGGAGUGCAGAGACACCACCAGGUACUGCGAGAAGGUCAAACAGCUGAAACUCUGCCAACUCAGCCAGUUCAAAUCUCGCUGCUGUGGAACUUGUGGCAAAGCGUGAAGACAGGGCACAGGGAAGAGCUCUGUCCUGGCCACACAAAGGACUCACGCAACCACCUUGGACAGAACUUAAGCUUUCUUUGUUUUAUUUAUUUAUUUCCCCCUCCCACUCACCCCCAAGAUACACCUUCAUCCCACCCCUUACGUCCCCUCCCCCAGUCUUGAGGACCUCAGCAUAUCUCUUUCAGUUAGCUGGAGGACACAAUGCUGGGAAAGGACAUGGACAGAGGUCUAAAGGAGGUUGCAGAGCAGUUUGAGUCAGAGGACAGAGCGGGCUCCCUCCAAAACCUGGGUCCUGAACAGACCUAGGACGAGGCUAUCACAGCCCUCAGGAUAGGAGGGAGCCAGCGCCAAUAGCAGGUGAGAGAAAGGAGGGCAGGGGUGCCUGGGGACUGUAAAGCAUCGAUGCAGACUUAGGCCAGCAUGUGCCUCCUCCUCUGCCCCUCAGUGUGGAAGGGCCACACUGAGAAGCUCAAGCAGAGGCACAACUCGCUCUUCUGGGGGCAGGCAAAGGACAAGGACACAAAGCUAACAAGUAGGGAUAAAGGAGACAACAUCCCAGUAAGCCCGAAGUGCGCACUGGUACAGAAAACAAGAGGAGGAAGGAAGGAGACAGAAGCAAAAAGCAAGCUUUGUGUGCUCCUCGGUGGGGAGUGUAGCUGAGCCCCGAUGCCCUGAGGGAGGUGUCGGCGCUGCAGGUAGUAGACGUACCCCACAUAUGGUCAGUGAACUGGACACACCGCAGAGGCAGUGGGGCCUGACCACCUCUGGCUUCUUGAAACUAAGAGUCCUUGGUCUGGAACUAAUACUGAUGUGGGCCAGUAUAGUAUAAAUACCUGAGUGAUCCGUCGGUAUGACCUGUGUUGUACCACUUCGGGACAUGGAACCAGGGUUACUUUGUGAAAAACAGUGUAUCGGUUUGCUGCCAUCCAGCCAUAGCGACCAUCGCGUUCCAGGACUUGGAGAGCAAUAGCAGGCAGGGCCUCCUGCAAUACAGUGAGCACUGCCCUCCCGUUUAUACAGCAGACUGAGGUACACACAGGGUGUGGUGGCAAGGCCAAAGGAUAACUAAAGCUGCCAUGACAGUCCUCCAAAGUUUUUCAGCCCACUCCUUGUACACAAUGAAACGCUAUACUAUUCUAGGAAUAUACACCGGUGUCGGCAAGUUACUAAUUCAGUGCAGUGGCUUGGCGGGAGUGAGGUGGGCCUCCUCCCACCGUGUGGCCAUGUGUAGUGCUGGGUUAGCAGGGCGGGGCAGCCAGCCAGUACCCCUCAGAUAAACAAAUGUCCCCCUCACAAAUCCUCAUUAAAUGCCACUUACCCAGUGCGACCAGUGACAUUUUUCAGCCAACCUGAAAGUAAAAUGGGGGGAGAGAGACAAUAUUUAGCUGUGUCGUCCUCAGGUGAGCUAUGAUGACUAAGGGCGGGGGUGGGGUGU